GGCAAGGCGUGAAAUUGGAUUGUGAUAGUUAAAACUUUCGCUUUCCGCGUGCAAAACUUUUAUUGGGCUAUUAAUUGAUUGUGUUAGAUUUGCGGCACCGGCAAAUGCGAUUUCUGUUGGGAAAUAUGUAAUGCGUGUCGACAGGUAUUCAGGUGGGCUGGGUGUAAAUAGGAAACCGGGCCAAAUGAAAAUAAUAAGUCAGAAAGUACCGUAACCCGAGUGAUUCCUUUUCCUUCGGCGACCAACGGUAUUCAACAACGUGGACUACCUGCUGCCUACCUCUUGGUCGCUCCGAAUCAACGGUUCUUAGUUGUUCUUUGGCUGUGGUCUAACGAAGCGAUCGCACAACGCGAAUAGAAAGACGAAGAGAGAGUCAUUGAACCCGCUGCCUCCUAUUAAUUAAUUAAACAAUAUUUUUCCACCGCAUGUAAAUCGGUUUUUUUGUGUGAAGACGAUGCGGUGAGGUUCAUGGUAACCACGUACUUGUGUACAUAAUUCAUGUGACGAGACUGUUAUCAGCGAAUACAGGUAGAUAAGCCGAUAUUUGAAAUACACAAAACACAAGGAUAACCGAAGCAGAAAGACGUGGACUCAACAUGACUGUGCCGGGUAAGGAGAAGAAGAAAAGUGUCCUGAUCGCCUAUGUGUGUUGGCUCUUCGGCGGCAUCUUCGGACUGCAUUUGUUCUACUUGGAGAGAGACGCCCACGCUUUUCUCACCUGGAGCACCUUCGGAGGGUAUGGUAUAGGAUGGCUGGCCGACAUCACCAAAAUUCCCAAGUAUGUCAGGGAUUGCAACGAAGACAAGGAAUUCAUAGAGGAAUUUAUCGAAAAACUCAAGAGAAACAGAAAGCCACCAUUUUCGACGAGCCGGUUCACCUCAGCAAUUAUGGUUGGUUACUUAUGGGGCCAACUAAUCUUGAUAGCGAUUCCGCAAAACGACUUUGCCGGAAUUAAUUGGUCAUUUGUACACUGGGUCGUCCCAUUAGCCGUGGGUUUAGGAGUCUGGAUCGUUGGAAACAUAGGACGCGAGAAGGGGGAUCCAUGGGCGGCAAUUGGAGUGGCCUAUCUCACCUACCUAUUGCGAUGGUACAUCUUCGAUGAAAGUGUAUGGCUCACAAUAAUGGUGUUCUGUUCUGCACUGGCAUUCGAUAGUUUCAGUAAAGAUUGGCUUAGGAGGCCCAAAGAAAAACGCACAUUAAUUAGGCGAGUGUCUACAGUUACUCUGUGCGGAGUUCUUUAUCUGUCUCUUUGGGGCGCUUACUUUUACUUUAAUGGAACCAUCACUGAUUCGAACGGAGACGAAGUCCCAAUUCACGAGGCGUUGAACCACUUCUACAACUCUCCUUGGUGGACCGAUUUGAAGCAAUCUCUUUAUGAUACCUACGUGUACGCCCAGCACCAUGGAUGGUAUGAGAUUUGGAAACAAAUAAUAGAUCUAUCGGACGUCCAGGGAGAGCAGAACUCCUACAAAGUGCUUGAAGUGAGUCCGACAGCUUCUCAGUCGGAGAUUACCUCGCAAUGGAGAAAGCUCAGCAGAGAAUUCCAUCCGGAUAAAGUGAAAGAUCCCAAUCUGCAGCGGGCGGCUCAGGAGAGGUUCAUGGAGAUUCAGCAAGCGUAUGAGAUCCUUUCGAACAUCAAAAGCAAGAGAAAAAGGAAGAACAAAAAGUCCGUGGACGAUUAAUCCGGACGAUUUAUAUUUUUUUUAGUCAUAAUGCACACAUAUUAGCGAGAUCUUAAGGGAAUCUCGACUUAUCAAUGAUACAAGAGACUGUGUUACAAAAUAAUGACGUUAUCUGACUAGACAAACAAUUUUUAUUUUUUACCAAAUAUCAAUUCGCUUAAUAUUUA
This is a messenger RNA of Nicrophorus vespilloides, 1849 nucleotides long. It is a transcript of the gene wus, whose product is annotated as dnaJ homolog subfamily C member 22. The coding region runs from base 597 to 1682 and encodes 361 amino acids. NCBI's taxonomy places the organism in Eukaryota, Metazoa, Arthropoda, Insecta, Coleoptera, Silphidae. Gene Ontology annotation, biological process: endocytosis. Gene Ontology annotation, cellular component: early endosome; plasma membrane. The transcript has 5 exons. The record is from RefSeq and is a predicted model, not a curated record.